UCCCUCCCUCCGCCGGUGGGUUUAGUCAGUCAGCCAGCAGCCGGCUGGCCCGCGAGCCGCAGAGGGCCCGAGCCUCGGACGCCGGCUCUUCCUCCUGUCAUUGUUCGUCCGGCUGUAGCAGCGGCGGGAGCGGGAGCCCGGGCCCCGGAGCCACCGCAACAUCAUGACGACAGAGAAGAGUUUAGUGGCUGAGGCUGAAAAUUCACAGCACCAACAACAGAAGGAAGAGGGUGAGGGAUCCACAAACUCAGACCGACAAAAAACUCAGCUGGAGGAGGCUUCUCAAACAGCAGCUGACGGAGAUAAUCAGUGUGAGCAGAAGCUGAAGUCAUCUAAUGGAGAUACUCCUACACAUGAAGACUUGACCAAGAACAAGGAGCGGACAUCAGACAGCAGGGGCCUGUCACGACUGUUCUCCUCAUUUCUCAAAAGGCCCAAGUCUCAGGUCUCUGAGGAAGAAGGCAAAGAAGUAGAGUCAGAUAAAGAAAAAGGUGAAGGAGGUCAGAAAGAGAUUGAAUUUGGAACCAGUCUUGAUGAAGAGAUCAUUUUAAAGGCCCCAAUUGCAGCUCCUGAACCUGAACUCAAAACAGACCCAUCCUUGGAUCUUCAUUCAUUAAGCAGUGCAGAAACACAGCCUGCUCAGGAAGAACAGAGAGAAGAUCCAGAUUUUGAAACUAAGGGAGGACUUGAAGAGUGCUCCAAAAUAGAAGUAAAAGAAGAGAGUCCUGAAUCAAAAGCAGAAAGAGAGUUAAAAGCCUCCCAGAAAUCAAUCAGAAGACACAGAAACAUGCACUGCAAGAUUUCUUUGUUGGAUGACACAGUUUAUGAAUGUGUUGUGGAGAAGCAUGCCAAGGGACAAGAUUUGCUUAAGCGAGUAUGUGAGCACCUCAAUCUUUUGGAAGAAGACUACUUUGGUCUAGCCAUUUGGGAUAACACAACCUCUAAGACAUGGCUGGAUUCCGCCAAAGAAAUAAAAAAGCAGCUUCGUGGUUUCCCUUGGAAUUUCACAUUUAAUGUAAAGUUUUAUCCACCUGACCCAGCACAGUUAACAGAAGACAUAACAAGAUAUUAUUUAUGUCUUCAGCUUCGGCAGGACAUAGUUGCAGGACGUCUGCCCUGUUCCUUUGCAACCUUAGCAUUAUUAGGUUCUUAUACCAUCCAGUCUGAGCUGGGAGACUAUGACCCAGAACUCCAUGGUGUGGAUUAUGUUAGCGAUUUUAAACUGGCCCCAAAUCAGACCAAGGAACUUGAAGAGAAGGUCACGGAACUGCAUAAGUCAUACAGGUCCAUGACUCCAGCUCAAGCUGACUUGGAAUUUCUUGAGAAUGCCAAAAAGUUGUCCAUGUAUGGAGUUGAUCUUCAUAAAGCAAAGGACUUGGAGGGAGUGGAUAUCAUCCUAGGUGUCUGCUCUAGUGGCCUUCUUGUUUACAAAGAUAAGCUGAGAAUUAACCGCUUUCCUUGGCCCAAAGUGCUGAAGAUUUCUUACAAACGUAGCAGCUUUUUCAUCAAGAUUCGACCUGGAGAGCAAGAGCAGUAUGAAAGUACUAUCGGAUUCAAACUUCCCAGUUACCGAGCAGCUAAGAAAUUAUGGAAAGUCUGUGUAGAGCAUCACACAUUUUUCAGACUGACAUCUACAGACACCAUUCCCAAAAGCAAAUUUCUUGCACUGGGAUCCAAAUUUCGAUACAGUGGCCGGACUCAAGCUCAAACCAGGCAAGCUAGUGCUCUAAUUGACAGGCCUGCCCCACACUUUGAGCGUACAGCAAGCAAACGGGCAUCCCGGAGCCUUGAUGGAGCAGCAGCUGUUGAUUCAGGAGACCGAAGUCCUCGGCCCACCUCUGCACCAGCCAUUGGUCAGAGUCAGGUCGCAGAAGGGAGUGUUCCAGGUGCAUCUGUUAAAAAAACAGUGGUCUCUAAAGUACAGAAGGAAACAGAAAAGGUUGAAGUGAAAAAGGAAGAAGAGCCACCUGAGCAAGCUGAGCCAGAGCCCACAGAAGCGUGGAAGGUGGAAAAAACCCACAUCGAGGUUACAGUACCCACCUCAAAUGGUGACCAAAUACAGAAGCUUGCAGAAAAAACUGAAGAUCUGAUAAGAAUGAGGAAGAAAAAGAGAGAGAGACUAGAUGGUGAAAACAUUUAUAUCAGACAUAGCAAUUUAAUGUUGGAGGAUUUAGACAAGAGUCAAGAAGAGAUAAAAAAGCAUCAUGCCAGCAUUAGUGAACUGAAAAAGAAUUUCAUGGAAUCUGUACCAGAACCACGGCCUAGUGAAUGGGAUAAACGCUUAUCUACUCAUUCUCCCUUCCGAACUCUUAACAUCAAUGGGCAAAUCCCCACAGGAGAAGGAAGUACAAAUGGCAUUCGCACAGAGGAGGUGGCUGUCGUGACAAAGGGGCCAUCUACUAACCCUGACUCUGAAUGGGAGGGCCCCAAGCAUUCAGUAGUUCAUAGUGAGAGCCAGAUGAGCACCCCGUCCGAGUCUCCACAAUGCUUUCACUUUGGCUCCCUCUCCAUAAGCAGCAAGGAGACAGAAGAGAAAGAGAAAGAGCAGGGGGCAGCUGGCUGUCUUGAUAUUAAGGAGAUGCCAAGUGGGGAAUGUAUAGGAGUGGAGGAACAGGCCAGUGCCUUAAAGUUCUCAGUAACAUCAGCUUCCUGUCAGCUGCGACUUGGUGAAAAAAAGGCAGAGAGUAGUGAAGAACAUGUUACACCAGGAGAGCCACUUGGAAAACAAAAUGGAUCAUUUCUUGACUCUUGUAUGGGUAACCAGUUCCCCACCUUCAUUCGAAGUUUCCAGCCUCCCCUGGUGAAGACUCAAACUGUCACCCUCUCAGAUACCGCCAGUGCUGUGAAAAGUGAAAUCCCAACCACAGAUGUCCCUAUUGUUCACACCGAGACCAAGACCAUCACUUACGAGGCUGCCCAGGCUGAUGACAGCAAUGGGGACUUGGACCCAGGAGUCUUGCUGACAGCUCAGACCAUCACAUCUGAGACCACAAGCAGCACCACCACGACUCAGAUUACCAAGACUGUAAAAGGUGGGAUUUCAGAGACCCGGAUUGAAAAGAGAAUUGUGAUCACUGGAGAUGCCGAUAUUGACCAUGAUCAGGUCCUCGUACAAGCCAUCAAGGAGGCCAAGGAGCAGCACCCAGACAUGUCGGUGACUAAGGUGGUUGUCCAUCAGGAGACCGAGAUCGCGGAGGAAUAAGCUCAGGAACUCUCCUACCCCCAACUCCCUGCCCUUCUGCCAUCCAAGAGAAACCAGCAAAAUGAUAAAGAAGCUAACCUGCAAUAGUCAGACUUCAGACUCUCAAGAUUAUUCUAAACUGCCAGAAAAUUAAUUUCAUUUUCUAUUUGGAGUUUAUACCAAGAGAUUCUUCUAGAUAUCACUGAUCCUUUUGAAGACCUUUUUCUAUAUUGUGAUAUGAGAAAUUGUUCAACUUUUCA
Cynocephalus volans (Philippine flying lemur) is the source of this 3441-nucleotide messenger RNA. It is a transcript of the gene EPB41, whose product is annotated as erythrocyte membrane protein band 4.1. Lineage: Eukaryota; Metazoa; Chordata; Mammalia; Dermoptera; Cynocephalidae. Gene Ontology annotation, cellular component: cytoskeleton; plasma membrane. The transcript has 22 exons. Bases 164 to 3202 code for a protein of 1012 amino acids. The record is from RefSeq and is a predicted model, not a curated record. Gene Ontology annotation, biological process: cortical actin cytoskeleton organization. Gene Ontology annotation, molecular function: actin binding; structural molecule activity.